This is a messenger RNA of Penicillium cinerascens, 1728 nucleotides long. RefSeq names its product transcription factor TFIIIB subunit BDP1. Lineage: Eukaryota; Fungi; Ascomycota; Eurotiomycetes; Eurotiales; Aspergillaceae. Gene Ontology annotation, molecular function: TFIIIC-class transcription factor complex binding. Bases 1 to 1728 code for a protein of 575 amino acids. Gene Ontology annotation, cellular component: transcription factor TFIIIB complex. Gene Ontology annotation, biological process: RNA polymerase III preinitiation complex assembly. The record is from RefSeq and is a predicted model, not a curated record. The transcript has 2 exons.
AUGAAAUCAUUUUCGAGUUCUGCGAUUAACAAAUCGGGCAAGAAGUUCGCCCCAAAGGCGCCCACACGCCGCGCCGCGCCUGCACAUGCUGCACCGGCGCGGAGACCCAGUGCAGUCUCACAGAGUCAGACUCUGUCUGCACAGGCGUCUCAAGAGCGUGAUGCUACUGAAUCACUCCGGCCGCCUUCCGCGGGAGUCGCGGAGCCGGAGCAGCCUGCUGUGAUUGACGAUGCGCCGGUCGCGGUGUCAGCUACAAAGGAGCCCACACGGGCAGCUCCAAACGCUACAGCAAUUUCAAUUUCUCGCCCCAAGCGCAAAGCUUCUAUAUCCACGCCUGCCACCAAAGAAUCAAAUGCACCCCCACCCUCACUUCCUACAACCGAUAUCCCCACCUCCCCUCGCACCGUGACCGCCGAACCGCCGAUAGUGCCGUCAAUCGAACAUGAAAUCGAACAAAUUGCACCAGCAGUGCAAGACGCUCCGCGCCCGACUGAUGAUGUUGGGGUUGAAGAGUCCUCUUCCCGCGAACCGAGAGCUGCGGCUCAGGACAAUGCGACUGCGCCUCUCCGUAUUCGGCAAGUUAGUUAUGCAAAGAAGACAUCAGAGAUUACCAGGGGUCGUAGGAAGGCAUCUACACUCCCCACUCCCCCGUCCUCUCAGGCAGUUGUGCCGACAAUUGAAGGAGCAAGCGAAACACCUGCGCCCUCAGUGACCCCGUCCACCCCUGAGCCUGGUCAAGCAAAUGCGAAGGCUAAGCGAAAGGCAUCCAAGGCUGGGACUGAAGCUGAUGGAUCCGAGAAGGCGAAGAAGGCUCGCCGCAGGAAGCGCGAACCAACUCCUGAAGGUGCAGAGCGGGUAGAAAUCCUGCCGAACGUUGUCAAAAUGUCUGAGUUGUGCAAGGAUUUGAAGACUGGAAGGAAGUCCAAGCGUGAGACCGAAUUGCGCAAACUAGAAAUCGAAGAGCAGGAGCGGAAGUGGAAAGCCCAGGAGGAUGGUUUGAAUAGCGGCACGCCCGUCAAAAAGACCGCCGAGCCCGAAAACAACAGGGAAGAUCGUAUUCCUCCGGCCAAGCCCCAGGCUGGGCCACUCAUGCGAAUCGUCAACGGCGAGAUCGUCCUUGAUACAGCAUCACUCGAGGUGGACCGGCAUGCAGAUGCCGCACGAAGCGCUGGUGACCUUGAAGAUGUGGUUGAAAACCAACUUACCCGGAAGAUUAACCAGGCCACUUACGGCAAGCGCUCUAAGACAGAAACCUGGGAUGAGGAAUUAACCGACCUAUUCUAUCGUGGCCUGCGCAUGUUCGGCACCGACUUCAUGGUGAUCAGUAAGCUGUUCCCAGGACGGUCACGCCGGCAGAUCAAGUUGAAGUUCAACAAUGAAGAGCGUCGUGAUCCUCAGCGGAUCAAGGACACUUUGCUCGGCCCGCGCGAGACCAUCAAUAUCCAGACUUACUCGGAGAUGACCCAGCAGACUUUCGACGACCCCAAGGUCAUCCAGCAAGAACUCGAUGACGAGAAGAAACGCAUCGAGGAAGAACAUGAGAAGGAGAAGCAGCUUCAAGAAGAACUGAUGCGCAACCCCACCGGCACGGGCAAGGACGAGAAUGCCGACGGCGACAAAGCCAAUGGCGCUCCUGCCAAGGUCAAGGGGCGCGGCAAGAAAGCCAAGGCCCAAAGUGGAGGUACUGAAGAAGUGUUGGGCUCUAUUGAUGAUAUCCCAAUGGCUUAG